Prunus armeniaca (apricot) is the source of this 189-nucleotide messenger RNA. The record is from the annotation of a GenBank genome assembly. Lineage: Eukaryota; Viridiplantae; Streptophyta; Magnoliopsida; Rosales; Rosaceae.
AUGACCGGGCCGCCGUCCUCUUCCUACCCCAGCCGGGUCUCACCGCCAGCCGCCGGGAUUUCGCCGGAAAAUCGAAGAGAAAACCAUCCGGUUUCGCCUGAAACUUCGCCGGCUUCGUUCUCCGUCGUCCGGCCACCGAUUCCGGCAAGUGAGGUAUGGUUUCUCACCUAUUUUCCGAGCUCUAGCUGA